Molecule: messenger RNA, 1419 nt
Organism: Rhodamnia argentea
Lineage: Eukaryota; Viridiplantae; Streptophyta; Magnoliopsida; Myrtales; Myrtaceae
Exons: 5
Coding region: 59-1093 (344 amino acids)
Biological process (GO): transcription elongation-coupled chromatin remodeling; DNA-templated transcription elongation
Source: RefSeq, a predicted model, not a curated record
AAGAGCGAAAAAAAAAAUCAGAGAAUCUAAAGAAAUCACAUCCUAUCCACAGAAGAAAAUGAAGCAAGGACUUCUCCAAUGGCAUCCUUGCCCCCGCCACCACCCCUCUCUCUCCUCCUCCUCCUUCCUCCUCCACUCGCCCAUCCAGAGAGCCAGAGUCGCCGGACGGCCCUCGCCUCCUCCUCCUCCGGCGGCAAUCUCCGCGGCUCUCGAGUCCGCCGGCGCCGAGGCCCUGACGGCUAGAGAGCGGAGGCAGCUCAGGAACCAGAAGAGAGAGAGCCGGGCAGCCUAUAACUGGCGGGAGGAAGUGGAGGAGCGGCUCAUCAAGAAGCCCAAGAAGCAGUACUCCUCCUGGACCGAGGAGCUCAACCUCGAUAACCUCGCCAAGUUGGGGCCUCAGUGGUGGAUCGUCCGCGUCUCCCGCGUCCGGGGCCAGGAGACCGCCGAUUUGAUCGCUCGCUCGCUCAUCAGGAGCUUCCCUGACGUCGAGUUCAAGGUAUAUGCUCCAGCUGUCCAAGAAAAGAGGAAAUUAAAGAAUGGUUCUUACUCCGUUAAAGCAAGGCCCCUCUUUCCAGGAUGUGUUUUCUUAAGAUGCAUUUUAAACAAGGAGUUACAUGACUUCAUUAGAGAAUGUGAUGGAGUUGGAGGCUUCGUGGGAUCAAAAGUUGGAAACACAAGAAGGCAGAUAAACAAGCCUCGGCCAGUAUCUGAGGAUGACAUGGAAGCUAUCUUCGGGAAGGCAAAAGAAGAACAAGAGAAGACCGACCGAGCUUUCAAGGAUGAGCAAGUUUCUGAAACCCUCAAGUCUGAAAAGCUUGAUCUUACGGAAGAUUCUUUGGAAUCUGCUAUAAAGCCAAAGCGCCAGUCCCAAAAAUCUUCCAGCACACUCGAUGGUUUAUCUGCUAAAGAAAAAUACAAGCUUCUUGUCCCGGGUUCCACUGUUAGAGUUCUGUCGGGAACUUUUGCGGGCUUUGAAGGCAGCCUCAAGAAGUUGAAUCGCAAGAAUAAAAAGGCUACUGUUGGAUUUGCACUAUUUGGGAAAGAAAGCUUGGUUGACUUGGAUGUGGAUGAAAUUGUACCGGAGGUGGCAUAACCAUGGAAUCUCUUUGAUGAAUCCCUGCCGAGUGGGUGAUUGACCCAGAGGCAUGCAGGCACAUAGGACCGUUGAUCAUCAUGCGCGUCGAUCUGGGUUGUUUUCUGUUGGUAUCGAAUGGAAAACAUUUAGAGAUCAAAAGUUCUACUCGAUACCAGGUGAGAGAAAUAGUAUCUUGUCAUCAAAGUGACCCGUAGAAAAUUCUAUCCAUUAGAUCACCAAAAAAAAUCUGAUUGAAGUUGUAGAAAGAAUAAUGCUAGGCCGGAGUCUGUACGCUAACAAGUCAGAUUCUAGUGAUCGAGCUGGUCAAUCUUCUUCUCAUUGCA